Messenger RNA from Annulohypoxylon maeteangense, 1243 nucleotides. RefSeq names its product NAD(P)-binding protein. The transcript has 2 exons. The coding region runs from base 347 to 1093 and encodes 248 amino acids. The record is from RefSeq and is a predicted model, not a curated record. Lineage: Eukaryota; Fungi; Ascomycota; Sordariomycetes; Xylariales; Hypoxylaceae.
CCGAUUACUAAUGUACCUAGUAGGUAUAUAUGAUGACAAUACGCUAAUACCAAUAUCUCUAGGUAGAUAGACAAGGCUGGCAGGUAACAGCUGCUUUCAAAUUCACGGAGCUUCUCAUCGCUAAGCUACCCACUCAAGCUACUAACAAAGUACUAUAACUCUCCUAAUUGGGAUCUAUCGAGGGCGCACGAUUUGUCAUCGCGGACAGUUCUCGCGCCACUCGGAGCAAUAGGCUUGUGAUAUCACCAACCUUACCGAUAUUACAAAUGCACACUCGCACGCUCAUCGGAUGCUUCAAUCUAUCAUCUCUCAAAGUCACACAUACCAAAGCCUAAAUUAAUUCACUAUGGCACCAAAAAUCAUCCUCAUCUCAGGCGCCGCACGAGGCCUAGGCAAGGGGCUCGUAGAGCGAUAUCUUGCGCAACCUAACCACCUCGUCAUCGCCGCAAAUAGAAACCCAGGCUCCCCGGCCUCACAAACGCUCUCGCAGCUCCCCGUCGCCGAAGGUAGCCGAUUGGUCGUCGUUAAGCUCGAUGCGACAGUCGAUACGGACGCCGCGGACGCCGUUAAGGAACUCAGAGAAAAGCAUGUGAUCGAGCAUUUGGAUGUGGUGAUUGCGAAUGCGGGGAUCUCGUCCGUGUGGCCCGCGGUCAAGGACGUGAGGAUCGAGGAUUUGGAUGCUCAUAUGAGAGUUAAUGUGUACGGCGUGGUCACGCUAUACCAGGCAACGAGGGAGAUGCUGCGCAAGGCAAAAGGGGAACCGGUUUUUGCGCCGAUGGGAUCGAGUGCUGGGUUUAUUACGGGACAACUACCGAUCACGAACGCUGCAUACGGCCCGUCUAAGGCGGCGUUGCAUUGGUUCGUCGUCCGCAUUAAUGCUGAGGAUGAAUGGCUCAAUGCGUUUGCCUUGAGUCCUGGUUGGGUCCAGACGGAGCUAGGGAAUAACGGCGCCCGCGGUCUCGGGUUAGAAAUGGCCCCGGUAGGCCUCGAGGAGUCAGUUGAUGGUAUGGUAAAGAUGCUUUCUAGAACCAGCAAAGAGAAACAUGGUGGGAAGACGGUCGCAUACGAUGGCGAUGUUUCGAAUCUCAAAUAAAGCAUUGGGUUGUAUCGAAGACGGAGCUGUAACUUGGUAGGGUAGUAUAACCAUUCUCGCUGCUUACCGAGGUGCUGGAUAGGCAGUAUAAUUAUAUAUAGUCCGGAGACUUAUGACGUUGGAUUGUUUCCAACGUACCGGUAUCGAACG